CACAGGCACCUCCUCGGGCAACCGGCUGUGGGUCUUGCUCGCAAUGUGUUGUCCCGGAUAGGUUGUGGCGUUUUGUUAUGCUGCAGGUGCAAAGCGUCCACUUAGCCCCGAGCCUAGCUGUGAAGCAGCCAGGGAUUUCAAAACGUCCGCGGACCGGGGAGCCCUGCAGUUGACUGUGACGCCCGGCUCUCUGGUGCUUCGUUUUCCGGGGGGGCCUGGCAGCGUGGGGAUGCAGCAGCCCGGCCAGUCUCCCGCUGUCAGAGAGGCGGUCCGAGCGAGCCUGCAGAGCGACCCCGUGGCUGCGGACCUCCGCUGCAGCCUCUUCGUCUCCGCGGCUCAGAGCUACAAGCGCGACUCGGUCCUCAGGCCUUUCCCACCCCGGUACGUCAGCGGAGAGAACAAAGACUUCGACGCGCUGCUGGCAGACGUGAGUUCCAUCCCGAGUGUCAGAGACGUGGCGCGUCUGGGACCAGGGGAAGGCGAGGCCCAGCUUGGCCUGGUCCACUGGGUUUUAUCCUCCAAGAACUUCACUGUGAAGACGCUGCAGAGGGAAGAGUUCGUGAGAAUCCAGGAACUGGCGGAGCCCGAAGGACGGUGCGUUCCUGCCCCAGACUUCCUGUUUGAGCUGCAGUACUGUGACCAAGUGAACGCCAGGUUCCAGGAGACCAGAGGAGACCGGGACCUCAUCUACGCGUUUCACGGGAGCCGCCUGGAAAAUUUCCACUCCAUCCUCCACAACGGUUUACACUGUCACCUGAACAAGACCUCGCUGUUUGGUGAAGGCACUUACCUCACCAGUGACCUCAGCUUGGCCCUGCUCUACAGCCCCCAUGGCAACGGCUGGCACGAGAGUCUCCUGGGACCCGUGCUGAGCUGCAUCGCCGUGUGUGAGAUCAUCGACCACCCCGAUGUCAAGUGUCAGGUGAAGAAGAAAGACUCGGAGAGAAUCGACAGGCGUCGGGCCCGGGUGAGGAACAGCGAGGGCGGAGAUGUGCCUCAGAAGUAUUUUGUGGUGACCAAUAACCAGCUGUUGAGGGUGAAGUACCUGCUGGUCUACUCGGAGAAACAGCACCGGAGGAGGCACACAAGGCAAGUAUCAUGGCUGGCCAGGCACCACUUUGCUAUCACGAUGUGUCUGUAUUUGUUGUUGCUGAUAGUCAUCGGCGUGUUUAAUUCACCAGCAUUCCAGUCUUUUUGGAACAGACUUUUCAACGAAAGAAAAUGAGAAGCACUUUCGUACAUCAGCAACUCUUAUGAGUGCCUUAAUACAUCGGAACCAAGACAAUCUUGUUGGGAGCUGUAGUACCAUAGUCUGCUUCAUAAGCCUUGUUCCACAUGCUGUUUUGUUAUUAUUGUUUGCACAACAAAUAGUUUUUUUUUUUAAUGUUCUAACUCUCCUGCUUUCUCCCUCAUGAUGAGAGAGUUGUUUUUUUCCUUGCUGCUAGACAGAUGUCCUGUAAUUUGUUUUUAUUUUAGUUCUGUUUUUGGAUUGUACCUUUCUCAGUUCAAGCCUUAAAACAAGUAAUUGACUAAAUGGGUCAGAAUAUCACAGGCAACAACACUUGGCAUGCUUUUAAACAGGCAAAAGUAAAGUUUUUGCAUAGUUGUUGCUUGCAUAUAGUGGUCCCCAAAGCAUCUAAAGAUGGUCCUCCAGCAUCACAAUAGAUGUAUAACUAGGAUUCUAUAUCAGGAAGUCUCUUUUACUGCGGGAAGACCGUUCGCAGUCAAUGUGGGUCCAUAUUGCACUAUCACUGGCGGAGAGCUGUGGUGUGCCAGUCUAGAAAAUGCUGGGUUUUCAUGACACGGGACGUGUACAUUGUAUUUGUAAUCGUAGCAUUCCAAAACUUGCCAAAGUGUACCCUGGUAGUUAGAACAAACAAGGCUUUGGUGAUGUAUUUGGUGAGUUUUUGUUCAGUUUGUACUGGUCUGCACUGUGAUGGUUUUUGUUUCCUGGCUCCAGAAGAAUGUGCUUGGUGUUCAAAGCCAUGCUGCACAUGAAGCCUUACUGCAUUUCCUGUUGUCAUGUUCUCUAGUUUUGCCUUAUGUAUAGUCAGAGGAUGAGAUGAAUACAACAUAAUUACUUCUGAUGAAUGUGGGACUUUUAACAUGGGUUUUUAAAUCUAAAAACCUGCUAUGAUCUGUACUUGAUUUGUGUUUUUUAUACUUUAGAAAAUGCAUAGUACAAGCAGCCAUGUUUUCUUUACUAUUUAAAGAAGUUUUGUUGGGAGGAGCAUUAUGUUUGGAUAACGUGUUAUUCCCUGUCAUACUUUCGAUAAAGAAAAUAUUUGUUACCAGUGUGA
Lepisosteus oculatus (spotted gar) is the source of this 2300-nucleotide messenger RNA. RefSeq names its product poly (ADP-ribose) polymerase family, member 16 (gene parp16). Gene Ontology annotation, cellular component: nuclear envelope; endoplasmic reticulum tubular network; membrane. Lineage: Eukaryota; Metazoa; Chordata; Actinopteri; Semionotiformes; Lepisosteidae. Gene Ontology annotation, biological process: endoplasmic reticulum unfolded protein response. Gene Ontology annotation, molecular function: NAD+ poly-ADP-ribosyltransferase activity; protein serine/threonine kinase activator activity; kinase binding. The record is from RefSeq and is a predicted model, not a curated record.